This is a messenger RNA of Entrophospora sp. SA101, 610 nucleotides long. Lineage: Eukaryota; Fungi; Glomeromycota; Glomeromycetes; Entrophosporales; Entrophosporaceae. The record is from the annotation of a GenBank genome assembly.
AUGGAAAAAAUUUAUGUACAUGGUUCAGGUUCUGAAGAAGAUUUUGGUAAUGCAUAUUUAUUUAAAAAACUUACACCAGAAUAUAUAAAGGCAGCAGAGAAUUUAAAAGGAUUGGUGAAAGUGGCAGCUAUUGAUUGUGAUGAUCAAUCAAAUAGAAAUGUGUGUUCUGCAAAUGAGAUUAAAGGGUUUCCAACUAUUAAACUUUUCCCUAGUCAAUCAAUUCCUGAUCCAAAAAAUCCAAAAAAAUUUAUAAAAAGACCAAAAGAUUACAAUGGACCAAGAACUGCUAAAGAUCUUGUAAAAUUUGCUCUUGAGGAGAUACCAUCAUUUGUACAACCAUUAGCAGAAAAAACUCGAACAAAGAAAUCUUUAACACUUGAUGAAUUUCUAGAUAAAAGUAAUGGAACAAUUUCAAAAGCAAUUCUUUUCACAAGUAAAGAUAAAACAACGCAUCUUUACAAAGCGUUAUCAGUAGAAUUUCAUAAUAGAAUGUUGUUGGCGGAAGUCAGGAAAUUUGAAACGACAAUUCUGGAAAGAUUUAAUAUAACAGAUUUUCCUAAAUUCAUUGUCAUACCAAAAGAUUCUCCAUAUGAAGUAAUAGAAUUUACGG